AUGGGACGAAAAUAUGGAUUUGAUGUAGAAGGCUCAACAACAGUUCAACAACUUAAACAACUCUUUCUUGAAAAGUCAUCUAUUAAAUAUGAUAUGAAAAAAAUGUAUCUGAUCAACAGCCAAAAUAGGGAUGUACUCAUCAAAGAUGAGGAAACUCUUGGGUAUUAUGAUGUGCAAGAAAAUUCUGAAAUGCAAUUGCAUGAUCUUACCAAAACAACUCGUGAUUUAAGCAGUUUGGGAUUGAGAUUUGUUGAUCUUGGUGAUGGUACAGGUUUUAGAAGAACUGCAUGGGCUGCAUCGGCUGCAUCGACUGCAGGAGCUUCACGAUGGCGACUAGCCGGACGUGGCUUAUGUCUGGAAGGUAUCUGCGAAAAUCCAAAAUGUGAAGCUAACGGACACCAAGUUGUCAUGACAAUUGGUUACAGAGUAUUCGAUAUUGUAGCAGAUACAGAUGCAACUACGACUCAAUGUCCGAUAUGUAAAAAUUAUGUUGAACCGACAACAUGCGGAUUUAAUAAUUGUUGGUGGAGAUAUGAGGGUAAGAAAAAAGAUCAACAAGGUAAAGGUAAAGCACCAAUAAAAUGUUCAUCUGAUUGGCAACAUGCUGAUGAUGCGUAUCAUUAUUUUGAUCAACAAACGCAUCCAAUAGUUACGUGGACACAGCUGAAAAUUGAAGCUGUCAAAGAUACAUGA
Molecule: messenger RNA, 693 nt
Organism: Rotaria sp. Silwood1
Lineage: Eukaryota; Metazoa; Rotifera; Eurotatoria; Philodinida; Philodinidae
Source: the annotation of a GenBank genome assembly